Messenger RNA from Ceratina calcarata, 1035 nucleotides. It is a transcript of the gene Ubx, whose product is annotated as ultrabithorax. Gene Ontology annotation, cellular component: nucleus. The record is from RefSeq and is a predicted model, not a curated record. The transcript is spliced from 3 exons. The coding region runs from base 1 to 1035 and encodes 344 amino acids. Gene Ontology annotation, molecular function: DNA-binding transcription factor activity, RNA polymerase II-specific; RNA polymerase II cis-regulatory region sequence-specific DNA binding. Lineage: Eukaryota; Metazoa; Arthropoda; Insecta; Hymenoptera; Apidae. Gene Ontology annotation, biological process: anterior/posterior pattern specification; negative regulation of transcription by RNA polymerase II.
AUGAACUCGUACUUCGAGCAGACUGCGGGUGGCUUCUACGGAAGUCACCACCACCAGACGGGGGCUGCGAGUCAACACCACGACCCGGCCACGGCGGCCGCCUACCGAAGUUUCCCUCUGGGCCUCGGCAUGUCACCGUACGCGUCUACGCAGCACCAUCAUCACACCUCGUCCUCGUUGGGCAUCCAUCCCGGCGGUGGUACGAACACGAGACCGCCGCAGGACUCACCGUACGACGCGAGCGUCGCUACAGCCUGUAAAUUGUACUCGUCGACGCCCGAGGCGACCGGACACACCACCUCCUCCUACUCGACGACCGCGACCAAGGAUUGUAAACAGCAGGACCAGGCAGCGGCGCAUCAGAACGGUUACGCGGCGGUGAUGGCAGCCGCGGCCGUCAAGGACGUUUGGCAGUCGGCGACCUCGGGCGCGAACAGUCAGAGCAAUUCGGUGGUCCGCCCCUCGGCGUGUACCCCCGAGGGGACCAGGGUCGGUAGCUACGGCGGUCUCGUAGGCGGCGACCCGGCGUCGAGUCCCGGUAACAACAGCUCCUCGAGAUCCCUAACGUCGUCCUGGAACACCUGCAGUUUGAACUCGUCCGCGAGCCAACCGGUUGCCACGCAACUGCACCAGCAACCCGCCAACCAUACCUUCUACCCCUGGAUGGCUAUAGCAGGUAAGGAAGAUAUUGCUAAGCCGCAUUGGACAUGGUUGCAAGGAGCGAACGGAAUGCGCAGGCGAGGCCGACAGACCUACACGCGCUACCAGACGCUCGAACUCGAGAAGGAAUUCCACACGAACCACUACCUCACCAGGCGGAGGCGGAUCGAGAUGGCACACACGCUUUGCCUGACGGAACGGCAGAUCAAGAUCUGGUUCCAGAAUCGGCGGAUGAAGCUGAAGAAGGAGAUACAGGCGAUCAAGGAGCUGAACGAGCAGGAGAAGCAGGCACAGGCCCAGAAGGCGGCGGCCGCAGCGGCCGCGGCUGCGCACCAGCAGCAGGCCCAAGGUGGGGGACCAGAGGGGGCCAACUAG